UCACGUGACGCUACUGGCCCUCCCUCUCCGGAGAGGUGAGCAGAGAGAGGCUGCAGAACUUCCUGUCAGGCUCGGCGGCCCAGGAGGCGGAUCUGACCGCACAGGUUCCUUAUCAUGGCCUCAUCCUCCGUUACACGAUUCAAUUCAAACUCCCUGGAAAAUGCCUCCAUUAGAAGGCCUCCAAGAGAUGGUGUGAACCAAGAGUAUAAUGAUGAGAUUCCCCUACUACCCGGCGAGACCCUUGUGACAGAUAAGGAUGUUAUUUACAUGUGUCCAUUUAAUGUACCAGUUAAAGGCCGGUUAUUUGUCACUAACUAUAAACUGUACUUCAAAGGUGAGGAGACGGAGCCAUUGAUUGUUUUUGAAGUUCCGCUGGGUGUUAUUGCAAGAAUUGAGAAGAUGGGUGGUGCCUCAAGUAGAGGAGAAAAUUCGUAUGGUCUGGAUAUAACCUGCAAAGACAUGAGAAACCUGCGUUUUGCUCUGAAACAGGAAACACACAGCAGAAAACAGAUAUUUGAAGAUAUCACAAAGCAUGCGUUUCCAGUGUCAAACGGUCUGCAAUUUUUUGCAUUUGUAAAUGAAGAAAGAUUUUCUACAAAUGGAUGGGAAGUGUAUGAUCCCCUGACUGAAUUUCAGAGACAGGGUAUACCGAACAAUAUUUGGAGAUUAACCUUUAUUAAUAAAAAUUAUGAAUUUUGUGACACCUACCCUCCAUUUUUGAUGGUCCCAUAUGUUGCCUCAGAUGAUGACCUCAGGAAAGUUGCUGCCUUCAGGUCCAGGAACAGAAUCCCGGUUUUGUCUUGGAUACAUCCAGAAAAUCAGUCUGUCAUUACAAGGUGUAGUCAGCCGUUAGUGGGCAUGAGCGGCAAACGAAAUAAGGAUGAUGAAAGGUAUUUAGAGGUCAUCAAAGAAGCCAAUGGGCAAACAUCUAAGCUGACUAUCUAUGACGCCAGGCCAAAUGUGAAUGCUGUGGCCAAUAAGGCCACAGGAGGGGGUUAUGAGAGUGAUGACGCAUACCCAUUUGCAGAGCUUGUAUUCCUGGAUAUUCACAACAUUCAUGUAAUGAGGGAAUCUCUGAAGAAACUGAAAGACAUAGUGUUUCCACAUGUAGAGGAAUCUCACUGGCUUUCAAGCCUGGAGUCCACACACUGGUUAGAACAUAUUAAGCUGGUGUUGACGGGAGCUAUUCAGGUUGCAGAUAAAGUGGCUUCUGGAAAGAGCUCUGUGGUUGUUCACUGCAGUGAUGGUUGGGAUCGGACAGCUCAGUUAACAUCCCUGGCCAUGCUGAUGCUGGACAGCUACUAUAGGACCAUAGUUGGCUUUGAGGUGCUUGUACAGAAGGAAUGGAUUAGCUUUGGACACAAGUUCUCAUCGAGAAUUGGACACGGUGAUAAGAAUCACGCUGACGCUGACAGAUCCCCGAUCUUCCUCCAGUUUAUUGACUGUGUGUGGCAAAUGUCAAAGCAGUUUCCAACAGCGUUUGAAUUCAAUGAGCUUUUUCUGAUCACGAUUCUAGAUCAUCUUUACAGCUGCCGAUUCGGCUCUUUCUUGUUUAACUGUGAGUCCAUUCGUGAAAAAGAGAAACUGAGGGAGAAGACACCAUCUCUGUGGUCUUGGAUGAACAGUGAAAAGUCAAAGUAUAUAAAUCCCUUUUACACCAAGGAGUUGAAUAGAGUGUUGUAUCCUGUGGCAAGCAUGCGCCACCUGGAGCUCUGGGUCAAUUACUAUAUUAGGUGGAAUACAAGGAUCAGACAACAACAGCCAAACCCAGUGGAGCAACGUUACGUGGAGCUGCUGGCUUUAAGAGAUGAUUAUGUUAGGAAACUUGAAGAACUUCAAAUCUCAAAUUCACCAAAAAUGAACAACUCCUCCACCUCUCCACCUUCACCUUCCCGCAUCUUGCAAACUCCAUUUUGAGCAAUAAGAGCUAUUUAUAUGAAGUAUAGAUACUGACUGUGCUAGUUUUCUGUGAAGGCCGUUUUGAAUGAUGCCUUAUUUGGAUGAUUGAAUCUUCGUGGUUGAACAAAAAUGUGCCUUUUUAAGAUCUUGAAAUGUUAUCCUUUUCUAUAUGUUGCACUGUUAUGUAGAUCUUGUUACACAAUAUAUAGGAAAUUACUUUGGAUGCUUUUAACCAUAUUGCAUUGGACCUCUGAAUAUAUCAAGCAGAUGAAAGGGUGCAGCUUAUUCUACAGUGUUUACCAUUCGCCAUAAAAGACUAGUGUUUCAAUUACUACUUUGGAAUCCAUAGUCACUAUGAUUUUGUCUUCAGUACUCCCCCCUCUUCCUCUGCAGGCUACCCCAGAAUUCUAUACUACUUGUGCUGGUUGUACAGGGCAAAUCUGCCUACACACUGUAUACAAAGGGGUAUAUGCAAUUCACGGCGAAUCGCGGCAAUUUUUCGCCGUUUUUUAAUUCGACUCAAUUCGACAGGUGAAUUCCGGCAGGUGGCUGCCGGAAUUCACCAUAUUCAAUGAAAAACGGAUUCGGCAGACCCGCGGGCGAAAAUCGUCCGAUUUGGCGGAUUUUGCCGCGAUUUUAAAAAACGGGAAAAAACGGGAAAAACCCGGGUACCCCGGCCAGGGGUGACUAGUUGGGUAGUUAAUGCCACGGCCGCAGGGCACGGCAUAAAAGUGACCUCCGGCUGUGGCAUUAUCUGUCCAGCUAGUGGAGCCCGAUGCUGGUGUUAAAAAUACGGGGGACCCCUACUCUUUUUGUCCCCCGUAUUUUUGGCACCAGCACCAGGCGCAGAGCCCGGUGCUGGUUUUAAAAAUACGGGGGAUCCCUGCCCAAUUUUUCCCCGCAUUUUUAGAACCAGGACCAGCUCGAAGAGCCUGAGGCUGGUUAUGCUUUGGAGGGGGGACCCCACGCCAUUUUUUUUAAGGAUUUUACCGUUCCAGCAAUAAAAAAAAAUUAUAAAAAAAUAUUUUAAAAAAUAUAUAAAUAAUAUUUGUGCCUCCAAAAAAAAAAAAAAAAGUACCUAAUCCCUUCUAAUAUAAAUAGAUAUGCUAUUCCUAAAAAAAAAAACACCAAAAAAAACAUGUUUAAAAAUUUUUUUAUUGUUUUCACCCUCCAAAGUGUGGCGGAUUGAAAAUGACGAAUUUGCUGUCUAAAAGCACUGCUGUCGAAUUUCCAAACUUGAAUUGAAUAUGCUUUUGUCGAAUUGCAGCACUUGUAUCAUUGCAGAAAAGUCGAAUUUGCAAAAAUUCGAAUUUCAAAAAGUCGAAUUUUGAAAGUCCGUUUUUUGGUCGGAAAGCACUGAAUUGCAUAGGCGAAUUUUUUUUUUUUGGGCGAAAAUGACCCGAAAUUCGACAAUUUCGGGAAUUCGACCGCAAUUGCAUAUACCCCAUAGUGUUUUUCUCAGUAUUAACUAUUCUCCAUUGUAUGGUAGUUUCCAAUAUUCCUGUUGUUUAACCUAUGUUUUAAAGAAUUCUGUCUGGGAAGUGGCUUCUGAUGCCUAUAUAAACUCUGCAAAUGUCUUACAAGCUGAUCUCUUUUAUGCAAGGCGUAAUAUCACUUGAAUAAGGGAUACUGCAUUAGCAAGUCAUUCUACACAAUGUUCUAUGAAUUCAUGUACUAGAAGGACUGUCAUCUAUAUGCCAUCCAAUGUUGUACAGUACUUACAUAGUCUUGUAAAGUUAUUUUCAACACAAAAAGCAGAUGAAGUGCCCUUUCUUCUAGUGGUACACUGGGGUGACCUGGCACUCUUAAAGAAAGUAUAUGUGCCGGAUUGCACCACACACCUCCACACUCGCCGUAUGUGAAUGUGGCUCUUUUUGACAGAUAUACAAUGUUGAGGCAGCAAGGUAACAAAAGUAAAUUAUUCCAGUAAUUCUGGAAUAACACUGACUUUGAAAUUGUUUUCUGGGCCAAACUGGUGAACUGUUUACCAUGCCCCAAUAGCAUCUUAUGACUCUGACAGUUUUUCUCUGGAAAGGAUGAAAGCCUGCCGCCUUAUCACCUGCUAACUUGAGUUUUUCCAUUGCUUAUAUAUCGAAAAUACAGUAUGGUAGACAAAAUUACAUUGCUGUCCUCGUUUAGAUAUUUGAUACCUUUAUCUAUUGGCAACUAUGAGAAUUUAAGUCUGGUUUAAAUAAAUAAUUAUUGAUCUAAUUAUUUUAACAAUAAUAUACUUUUUUUUUUUUUUUUUCAUUCCGAGUUAAGUA
This is a messenger RNA of Pseudophryne corroboree (corroboree frog), 4163 nucleotides long. It is a transcript of the gene MTM1, whose product is annotated as myotubularin 1. The transcript is spliced from 15 exons. Gene Ontology annotation, cellular component: membrane; cytoplasm. NCBI's taxonomy places the organism in Eukaryota, Metazoa, Chordata, Amphibia, Anura, Myobatrachidae. Gene Ontology annotation, biological process: phosphatidylinositol dephosphorylation; negative regulation of autophagosome assembly; mitochondrion distribution. The coding region runs from base 115 to 1917 and encodes 600 amino acids. Gene Ontology annotation, molecular function: phosphatidylinositol-3,5-bisphosphate 3-phosphatase activity; phosphatidylinositol-3-phosphate phosphatase activity. The record is from RefSeq and is a predicted model, not a curated record.